ACAAAGGAGAUUGGAAUGCCUGGCUUAACAGUGGCAGUGUGGUGACAUCCUCUCAUUCAUCCUCUCUGUACACGGAGCUUAUUUUUCUGCAUUUAAGAUGGCAUGGUAACUGAGGGCAAAGUCUAGUAUAUUUUCACCUUUGGAUACUAUUUUACAAGUUAUAUAUGCAUAUUAUUUACAGAAGGAGUUGAGCCAAAUGACUAACAACGACUAUGAAAACAUCACAUUUGCAUACUCAGCCAUAUCAUAUGGUGCGGAUUUUGAUAUCUGUCUUCAUGAGGAGAACAAGAUAUUUGACCAAAUUUUUUUGCCAACCUUCUAUAGCAUAUUGUUUAUAGCCGGAAUGCUGGGGAAUGGACUGGUCAUGUUAGUGAUGCUGACAAAUAGGCAGAAGAUGCAGAGCACGGAUGUGUUUAUUGUUCAUCUGGCACUGGCAGAUAUGCUCUUGGUUUCUACUUUACCAUUUUGGGCUGCACAAGCAACUUUUGGCUGGGUCUUUGGAGAGGGCCUAUGUAAAAUAGUUGCAUCCGUUUUCAAGAUCAACUUCUAUGCAGGUACUUUCCUCCUUGUCUGUAUUAGUAUUGACCGCUAUCUCUCUAUCGUGUAUGCUGUCCAGGUCUACAAUAAACACAAGAAGAACCACGUUCACUGGAGUUGCCUCACUGUAUGGUGUCUGUGUAUUAUUAUGUGUAUCCCUGAUGCUAUAUAUUAUUCUGUGUCAUUCGAAUCUCGCAUCAACAUGACUACAUGUGAACCAUUCUACCCUGAGAACCAUUCCAAGUCCUGGAAAGUGGCAACAACAUUUUUAUUCCAAAUCCUUGUCUUCUUGUUGCCUCUAAUCGGCAUGCUGUUCUGCUACACACAUAUUAUAAUAAGACUGCUAAGAUCUCAAAAGUUUAAGAAGGAGAGGGCAAUAAGGCUUAUAAUAGCAGUUGUGGUAGCUUUCUUCUUAUGUUGGACUCCAUAUAACAUUGUAGCUUUUUUAGACAUGUUCACUUUGCUGGAUAUAAUUAAUGAUUGCACUACCACAAAUAAUCUUGAUUUUGCAUUAUCCAUCACAUCCUGCAUUUGUUACUUGCAUUGCUGUCUCAAUCCUAUUCUUUAUGCUUUCAUUGGAGCAAAAUUUAAGAACAACAUGUUCAACCUGAUCAGUAAAACAAGACUAUGUCCACAAAUUGUGGCCAAGCAUCUCAUCAGAAGGCAAACCAGUACAAAAUCGUCCACUUGGUCUUCAUCUGGAGAUACAACCAUGUCUGGGAUUUACUAGGGACUGCAUUUAUGGUGGCCUCCAAAGUCUGGUUUUGAGCUUAUCAAAAGACAAAAAAUUGUUCCAAAACAGCGAAACUAAUUAAAAACAGAGAGGGACAUUGUCCAACCAUCUAUUCUUUCUGGACUUCAUGUCAACACAAUCUCACUCCUUUCUUGGUCACUGAAGUUGAAUAAAUUUGGGUCAAUAUUGUGCUCUUCAGAUAUAUAGUGCUCUUCGUCUGGAGAUACAACCAUGUCUGGGAUUUACUAAGGACUGCAUUUAUGGUGGCCUCCAAAGUCUGGUUUUGAGCUUAUCAAAAGACAAAAAAAUAAUUUCAAAACCGUUAAACUAAUUAAAACAGAUAAGACCAUAGUCCAACCAUCUAUUCUUUCUGAACUUGAUGUCAAUACAAUCUCACUGCUUUCUUGGUCACUGAAGUUGAAUAACCUUGGUCAAUAUAGUGCUCUUCAGAUAUAGACACAAAGAAAUACAAUUGGGCACUGGCUUCAACCACCAAAGGCUUCAACAAUACGCAGCAUGUACACAAAGAGGCAGUUUAAAACCGAAAUUGCAUAAGGUAUUAAUUAUUGUUUGCUAACAAGUCAGUUCCUAUAGAGAAGUGAGUCCAGUGUAGGUUCUUCACACAACGUAGCAUAGAGAACCAACAAAAGCUUUGACCCUUCUCUCCAGCCUCCCCCUAGCAGCUUCAUUAUUUGCCUAUAUAAUAAGUAUGCAACAUAGUAUUAUAUAAAAAGCCUAUUCUAGUCAUUUUUCAACAAAUGGUAUUCAUAAAUUUGAUUAUUCCAAGUUGAUUACUAAAAUAAAAAAAAUAAAAAAUUUGCAGUUCUUGAAUAGUAAUGAUUCCUAUUGCGGAGAUCCAGCUGGGAACUUUAAGUGUAAUGCCCCCUGAGAAAAAAAACUGUAUGUAAAAUAACUCUCUUCAAGAUAGAAGAAAGCUGUCCUUCUAAUGCUACUUAUGAGUGGCUAUCCUAUAAGUCAAUAUCAAACCCUUUAUGAGCUUUACUACUCAACUCAUUGAUAAACCAGUCAUGUUUCAAUAUUCUAUAAAAAAAAAAAAUAUAUUAAUUGACUUGCUGAAUAGCCAUCUAUAGGUGGCACUAGAUGUUUCUUCUGGAUCAAAGCUAAAUUGAAAAACUGACAGAAAGAGUUAAUUUUAUGUCAAUAAAGCUUUCAUCACAACAGAAUGUAUACAGUAUUUAUAUGUAUAGUUUGUUCAUAAUUUACAUUAUAUCUGUUGUACGGUAUUUCUAUAAUUAUAGGUUAUUGUAUAUAGAUUUUAUUUACUAAGAGGAUCUAUGAGCUGAAAUGUUGUACGCUGCUUUUUCCUGGCAAAAGCCACGUUAGAGACCACUUUAAUUUCAAUUAUAACUUCACAUCAAAAGAACCAUAAGAACAUAAUAGCCAGCCUACUAUAAUAACUGGGGAAGAUUUACUAAUCCUGUAGUAGAUGGCGUAAAUGUGAACAUGCUGUCUAGACAUUCACCAGAUUUAUUGCAGGGGCUCAGAUUGGAUGAUGAAUUUGGAUCAUGGCUAGAUACUUUUAUCUAUACUUCAUUGUGACAGAAUUUUAUGCCAGAAGUGUGGUGCAAUUUUGGUGCAAAAGUUGCAUAUUAGACCACACCCUUGAUACAAAACUAUUCCUAUUUCCACCAAGCCACACCUCCAAACUUAGAUGAGCCAAAUUGUACCACAUUUUAGUGUAAUUUACACCUAAAUCCAGAUACAUUUACAAUAGUAAUUGUUGGCCACCGUGUAUAAAAGUGAUGUGUAUACUGCUUACCUCUGAGAAUCCUACCUUGUAGUAGUAAUUCCCUCUUGGCUGUUUGGUGAUCCUAUCCAGCUGAAAGAAGUGGAGUUGCACAUCACUGGCUCUGCUAUCUUCAUAACUCCCAUAGAAUUCAGUGGAGAGGGCUACUCUUAUGCAUGGGCUCCUCUCCUACAGUAAAUGUGGCAGCUAUAUAUAAAGGAUCAGGUAGUCUGAGUUGCAGAGGUGUGAUAGGGACCAGUAUCAAUGUUUUGUUUUUUUGCCUAGGGGCCCUUACCAGCUUUAUUAUGGCCCUGAUAAUUGGUGUCUUGACUUUUUAUUUUUCUCUUACAUUCUGUGAAACACAACUUUUGAUAUUUUUCUGUCUACACAGCCAUACAUCUAUAUUUUAAGCCUUUGUUUUUGCAGUACCAUUUGCUUUUUAAGCAUCUUAUUAUAGUACAUAUACAGUAAGUUAGUGUUUGAGUAAUAUACAUUUUUAUCAGUGAUGGAAUAUAUAGAAACCAAAAUAAGCUCUUUUUUCAAUACCAUUUACUGUAAAAAAUAAAAAACAUGACUUUAUAAUAAUAGUCAUGAAGAUACCAAAUAUAUGCAACAUUGUUUUAUUAUUUGGAUGUAAUAACCUAACGUAAUAAAAA
Molecule: messenger RNA, 3673 nt
Organism: Bufo gargarizans (Asiatic toad)
Lineage: Eukaryota; Metazoa; Chordata; Amphibia; Anura; Bufonidae
Product: C-X-C chemokine receptor type 3-like
Exons: 2
Coding region: 197-1267 (356 amino acids)
Biological process (GO): chemotaxis; immune response; inflammatory response
Cellular component (GO): membrane
Molecular function (GO): C-X-C chemokine receptor activity
Source: RefSeq, a predicted model, not a curated record